Messenger RNA from Fonsecaea multimorphosa CBS 102226, 897 nucleotides. RefSeq lists its product as uncharacterized. Gene Ontology annotation, biological process: mycotoxin biosynthetic process. The transcript is spliced from 6 exons. The coding region runs from base 1 to 897 and encodes 298 amino acids. NCBI's taxonomy places the organism in Eukaryota, Fungi, Ascomycota, Eurotiomycetes, Chaetothyriales, Herpotrichiellaceae. The record is from RefSeq and is a predicted model, not a curated record.
AUGACAACUGCUGAAGGAGCGAGAUACCAAAGGCUCCAGACCGGGGCCGACGACAUCGAGAAUGUGCCAUUAAAGGAAAAGCAAGAAGCGGCUUUCGCAUCCCGGCCCCUUUGGCGGCAGCGCACCUCUUUGUACCCCCUCGAAAUCGCUGUUCGUGUUGUGCUGGGCUUCAUCCUAGUCCUCAGUUUGCUCAAUAUUGGGUUUCUGCUGGGUGACAGAAUCAUUGGGACAACGUGCGACAGAAGAGUGCCUGCGGGCACCUCGAACAAUAUAAUUUGGAGAGAUAAUCUUCGUAGCCUUGCGGUCACCAAGCCAAAGAGGUUUGAUGCAACUCUCUAUGGCCGGAACCAAUAUAGAGGGCCGCCCAGUCCAGAAAUCGACGCUGCUUGGGACAGGUUCACCACAAACCCGUGGAUGGUCGAGACGGCUGCAGUCCUCAAUGUAUCCCGAAAGGAAAUGUAUAGCUCCGGAAACACCGCAGCACUGGAGACGGUUGUAGAGCUUGAUCAGGAGAAUGGAGGCGGCUUCAUGGGCACGCUGGAAGUCUUCCACCAGUUACACUGCCUGAACGUCCUUCGCAAAUGGACGUACUGGGAUUACUACGUCGAUACGGAUCCAUUCUUCCAGACUCGAGCUGAUCAUCGCCGCGAACAUGCUGAUGGCAUCUCAGAUCAUUGUAUCGACGUAUUGCGUCAGGCUCUCAUGUGCAAGAGUGACCUGGGACUCAUCCUUUUUCACUGGGUCAAGGACAUUCAGAUACCGUCGCCGGAUUUCAACACUGUGCACCAGUGUCGUGAUCCAGAGGCAGUACUCUCCUGGGCACACGCGAAUAAGGCACCAAUUAACCACACCAUCAUGAAGACGACGGGCGUCACAGAGGCAGAGCAUCCUUUUUAA